CGGACCCUGCGAUGGAAGCGUGUCCUCGAGGGCCGGGUAACCAACUGUGGGUGACGAGGCGGCGGAGGUGGGUCUCGAGCGCCCCUCCAGGCCUCGAGUACCCCGAGCUGCUGGCGCUCGCCGCUGCCCGCCCCUGCCAGCCCCUCCCAGGAGUGUGUAGAGCGCGUGUGCAGAGGCGUGGGGAGCCAGCGCAGCGAGGACCAUGUUGCUUCCGAACAUCCUGCUCACUGGUACACCAGGGGUUGGAAAAACUACGUUAGGCAAAGAACUUGCAUCAAGAUCAGGACUGAAAUACAUUAAUGUGGGUGAUUUAGCUCGAGAAGGGCAGUUAUAUGAUGGCUAUGAUGAAGAAUAUGACUGUCCCAUUUUAGAUGAAGAUAGAGUAGUUGAUGAGUUAGAAAACCAGAUGAGUGAAGGUGGAGUUAUUGUUGAUUACCAUGGCUGUGAUUUCUUCCCUGAACGCUGGUUUCAUAUAGUAUUUGUGCUGAAAACAGAUAACAGUAUUUUGUACAAAAGACUUGAAAAUAGGGGUUAUAAUGAAAAGAAAUUAAAAGAUAAUGUUCAGUGUGAAAUUUUUCAAGUUCUUCAUGAAGAAGCCUUAGCAUCCUACAAGGAAGAAAUAGUGCAUCAACUGCCAAGCAAUAAACCAGAAGAUCUAGAGGAUAAUAUCAAUCAGAUACUGAAAUGGAUUGAGCAGUGGGUCAAAGAUCACAGUUCUUAACAAGAAUGGCCACUGCACAAUCACUCUUGAUAUCUCUCUGCUAAUGUCACAUAAAUUAUCCAGUUAUCAGUAAAACUUUCUUAUUGAAAUUGUGCUGUUAGACUAGGAGGUGGAUAGUAUAAAGGUUUAUGUUUGGGUUUUUUUCUCUAUGAGAAAGCUAAACUCGAAUAUAAUGAAUAAUACUAUUAAGGAUUGAGAGUUAAAACUGUAAAAGUUUAUUACAUAAGAAAAUCAAGAUGAUCUCUUAAAAUAAAACACAGGUUAAAGAUAAAGCA
Messenger RNA from Cervus elaphus (red deer), 996 nucleotides. RefSeq names its product adenylate kinase 6 (gene AK6). Gene Ontology annotation, molecular function: ATP hydrolysis activity; ATP binding; AMP kinase activity. The record is from RefSeq and is a predicted model, not a curated record. Lineage: Eukaryota; Metazoa; Chordata; Mammalia; Artiodactyla; Cervidae. The transcript has 5 exons. Gene Ontology annotation, cellular component: nucleus; cytoplasm. Bases 203 to 721 code for a protein of 172 amino acids.